Messenger RNA from Setaria italica (foxtail millet), 659 nucleotides. RefSeq names its product non-specific lipid-transfer protein. Gene Ontology annotation, molecular function: fatty acid binding. The transcript is spliced from 2 exons. The record is from RefSeq and is a predicted model, not a curated record. Gene Ontology annotation, biological process: systemic acquired resistance. The coding region runs from base 72 to 416 and encodes 114 amino acids. Lineage: Eukaryota; Viridiplantae; Streptophyta; Magnoliopsida; Poales; Poaceae.
UCAAGCAGCUGCACGCAAAUCACAGGAGAAGAAGCAAAGCGCGUAGGUGCUGCUAGCCUGCUAGUGUGACGAUGAUGAAGGGUGGUCUCCUUGUGCUCGCUGUUCUGCUCGUGGCCGCGGCGUGCGUCGCCGAGGGCGCGGGCGAGUGCGGGGCGACGCCGCCGGACAGGAUGGCGCUGAGGCUGGCGCCGUGCGCGUCGGCGGCGCAGAACCCGAGCUCCGCGCCGUCAGCCGGCUGCUGCAGCGCGGUGCGCACCAUCGGGAAGCAGAGCCGGGAGUGCCUCUGCGCCGUCAUGCUGUCCAGCACCGCCAGGAGCGCCGGGAUCAAGCCCGAGGUCGCCAUCACCAUCCCCAAGCGCUGCAACAUCGCCGACCGCCCCGUCGGCUACAAGUGCGGAGCCUACACUCUGCCAUGAGAAGUGAUGACUCCAGGGCUGAUGCAUAACAUGUCCGAAAAUUACCGAAGCACGAAGUCGUCGUGUCCGUCUGUGAUUCUGUGUCUGUGUUACCAAUAAACGAGACUUGCGAGUACCAUCCAUGUGGAACUCUAGCAUGAAUGUAUGAUGAGUGUAUCACUAGAUACGUACUCCAUGUAGUUCUGUUCAGGGUCCAGAGAUGUAGUCCUGCACUGUCGAAAUAAAAAUGGUUUUUUUCGAUAA